Messenger RNA from Brassica napus (rape), 4237 nucleotides. RefSeq lists its product as uncharacterized. Lineage: Eukaryota; Viridiplantae; Streptophyta; Magnoliopsida; Brassicales; Brassicaceae. The transcript has 2 exons. The record is from RefSeq and is a predicted model, not a curated record. The annotation marks the transcript as partial.
UUUGACACGAAAACAAGCUUUAAUUAUGAUUAUUGGGGUUUGAAAUCGCAGGCAUUUAGAUGUUCAAACCAGACAGGAGUAAGGAAAGACUUCAUAUCAAACUAUAUGGACAUAUCUGGGAUACAUAUGUUUUCUGUGAACCGGUCUUGGAUAGUUUUUAUUAAUCAGAGAUGUGAGAGUGACGUUCAUUGUUUUAGAAACAAUGUUUCACAUAGAUGCAAAGUCUGUGGAUGGGCUUUUGAAACUGCUUCUUCUGCUUUCUGUUCUGUAGAAUGCAAGUUUAGGAGCGUUCUUGGAUCACAACUCGAUGACAUGAUGGAGAGUUCAGAUGAUGUUGAUGAACCCGUUGUGAAGAGAAAGGAGAAUUCAGAAGAUGUGUCUGGACCCAUUAUGAAGAGAAAACAUAGGAGGAAAGGGACUCCAUACAGAUCUCCAUUCUACUAGGAUUUAAACUCCUAAAGGAGUUUCAUACAUAUGUGAGGGUUUAAGAGGUUUUGAGAUUUAAAUAUGUGUAGCUUGUGCUUGUUGGACUUUUCCUUUUGUUUUUACUUCCAGAUUAAACUGAUAAUUGUUUCUAUGGAAUGUGAUUUUUUUUUUUUCUAAAUCAUGUUUGUAUAGUUUAAUCUUAAUACCCUCAAGAUAAUAUAGUUGUGAUAUAUAUAUACCAUGCUAUUGUUUUCCCCAAUAAUCUUCACUGUAUUACUGUGCAUGCGCAUGAGUAAUUGAGCAAGUUAUUUAGUCUUUGUUUGUCUCCAAAUAUUGAAACAAAUGCCAUAAACUAUAGGCUAUUUUUAGCCAAAACGUUAAGCAAAUUCUAUUGGCGUGGGACCGCCCAUAACUCUCUGGAUAAUUUCAAGUCAGAAUAUUCCUGAAUACACCAAAUUGUAGUAAAAAGAGAAAAGAAAAAAAAAAUUCCUGAAUACAUCUUACACAUCUCAUAUUAAUGAUAAUGAUCCAUUUUAUUAAUCAUACUAAACUGUAGAUAUAUACCCACUUUAAUUACCUCAAAUUGCUAUAUACGGUACCGUAGCCAGGGGGUUUGGUUUAGAUUGACAUUGGCGUACGUACUUGGAACAUUUUCUUGCAGUUCGAGUAAAUUGACAUUUGGUUUCUGUACUGAUUCUCUCCUCCAUCACAUCGCCGAUAGGUACUACACUAUUUAUGUACUCUCUCUCGUUUCCAUCAAUCAACGGUUUGACCAAUAUUUAUUGGUUCUACGAUUGCUUCUGCUUAUGCUUCUGCUUCUUAGCAUACUUAGAAAUUACUUGCGGUCAAGCAAAUAAAAAGUUUCCCAUUUUUUUGUUUGGAAAAAAGCAAAAAAGGAACUGUAUUGAACAAGAUAAAAGGAAACAUUAGUUUCGAUUUGAGACUAAAAGAUCCACAAACCCUAACUUCUCUACUACAACUCCAUUAAUUUACUCUUUAAAAGUGUAAACAACACGACGAUCCCGAAACAAAUUACACUAAAAAUUGAAUUUGCUUCCAGUUUAAAAGAACUUCUAAAGUAUGGCGAAAAGCAUGAAAGAAAAUUUUGAAGUUCAGAGCUGGCAUCAGAAGAUUUCCAUGGCUAAUUCAGAUGGUGAAGUCGAGACUAUUCCAUGAAGUAUGCGAUCAACACAUCAAAGAACAGCGACGUUACUUCUGUAGCGAUUGUAUGAUUCCUCCUAUUUGCAAUGUCUGCUUCAAAAAGAACGAUCACAAGACCAUCUUAUCAUUCAAGUAAACAAUAUUCUUCCUUAAUCAUUAUAUAAAAAAACUUCUUCUCUAUUAUUACAUUCCCACAUUCGUCGAUGGAACCACUUAAUCAAAAUUUCAGUCUCUUUUGACAUGAAAACAAGCUUUAAUUAUGAUUAUUGGGCUUUGAAAUCACAGGCAUUUAGAUGUUCAAACCAGACAGGCGUAAGGAAAGACUUCACAUAUCAUAUAUGGACAUAUCUGGGAUACAUAUGUUUUCUGUGAACCGGUCUUGGAUAGUUUUGAUUAAUCAGAGAUGUGAGAAUGAUGUUCAUCGUUUUAGAAACAAUGUUUCACAUAGAUGCAAAGUCUGUGGCUGGGAUUUUGAAACGGCUUCUUCUGCUUUCUGUUCUAUAGAAUGCAGGUACAUGUUAUUUCUAUUUCCAUUUCUGAUUUUUUUUUUCUUUUCUUUUACAAUUAUAACUCGACAAAUUAAUUUGUUGGUCUGUGUAAAUAUUUUAACACUAUAACUGUUAAUUUGUAACAGCUUAGGAACACUCUUGGAUCACAACUCGAUGAGAUGAUGGGGAGUUUAGACGAUGUUGUGAAGAGAAAGGAGAAUUCAGAAGAUGUUUUUGAACCUAUUGUGAAGAGAAAACAUAGGAGGAAAGGGACUCCAUAUAGAUCUCCAUUCUACUAGGGUUAAAGAGGUUUUUGAAAGUUCAAAAAAAAAAAAAAAGAGGUUUUUGAGAUGUUUAGGUAUGUGUACCGUGUGCAUGUUGGACUUUUCUUUUUGUUUUUACUUCCAGGUUAAACUGCUAACUGUUUCUUAUGGAAUGUGAUCUUUUUUUUUCUUGUCUAAAUCAUCUUGUUUAUAUAGUUUAAUCUUAAUACCCUCAAGAUAAUAUAUUUGUGAUUUAUAUCGUGCUAUUGUUUUCCCCAAUACUCUUCAUUGUAUUAAUUACUGUGUGGAUAAUGAAUAAGUUCGUCUGUAUUUGUCUUUGAAUAUUGAGACAAAUGUCAUAAACAAUCCUACAGGCUUUUUUAGCAAAUAAAUUAAGCCAAAUCUAUUGGCGUGGAUCGCACAUAACACUCUGGAUAAUUUCAGACCGAAUACAUCUUUAAAAUCUCAUAUUAAUGAUAAUGGUUCCAUUUUCUUAAUGAUAUUACAAUUAAUGUAAAUACCCACUUUACAUUAAAUUACUACAUACGGUACCGUUCACCCACCAAGUAUCAGGAGAUGGUAGUUUUUGUAUUGACGCUAGAGAUUCUUACUAUUCUCUCUGUUGGGAAGAUCUUACCUCACAUGGUAUCAUAUUUUUUAUCCCUUACCUCAUUUUAUUUGACCAAAUUUUUUAAAUUCAUAGUAUAGGUUUUCACAUGUUUUUUAUCUAUCAUAUUUAAAUUUAUAUUCAGUAAUUUAUAUAAGCCAUAUAUAUACACAUGACUAACAGGCACUCGUCAUGCAUUAUUAUAUCAAUUUAUCCCCAUUUGUACUAUGUAAAAUGUGUACAAUGAUAUAUUAUUACUUAAAUCUUAGAGGGAAAAUAUACAUCAAUUUAUCAAACGUCAAUUUUGGAAUUUUACAGUUACAACAUACAAUAUCAAACGUCAAUUUUGGCAUCCUACAACAUACCUUAUCGUGAUGGUUAUAUAACGUUAUAGUAACGGUCAGCCAAGAUGUGUUUUAUUUAAUAAUAGUGCAAAACAAAGAUUAUUGUAGUGUAUCUGUGCGAAUCGAGACUAGCUAGUUCCUCUUCAUCAUAUGCAAAAAAGCAGGAGAAAUCGGACAAAAUCGCUUUUAUUAUCUUUCAAUUAUAAGACGCACAAACUAAAAAAAAAUAGUUCGUCGGAUACGUGGGUGAAUAAGUGAUCCUAAUCUCAGACAACAGAUCAAACUCCUUUAUAAUUUUAAACAAUAAUGUUAAUCAAAACAGAGUUCUUUUUGGGUGAAAAGGUAUUAAAAGUGAUAGGGAAUAAUAAAGGUUCAUUCAGCGGAAAAUAUAAUGAUAGAGGUUCAUAACUUCAUAUAAUUGAAGCCUACGAAAUUUAAUAUAUUGUAUCCGACUUUGGAAACUACAAAACAAUUAUUUUCUGUAAGGGGUCCAACGGAAAGCGAUAUUCUUCAACAAAUCGAUCCUAAUCAAAACAUUUAAAAAUGUAACAUUGUACUUAUGUUACAAUUAUAACAACACAAGAAAAUUCGAUGCAGCGUUGUGGGCCGUAAUACCGUGUAGAUAGACACUCAAUAAUUUCGAGUUGAAUGGCAUUAUUGAUGCAUGUUCAUACGAAAAUUUAAAUUAAAAAAAAAUAAUGUGAUGCACGUACAUAGAGUUUAAAGACCCGAAUCUCUCGUUAGGUGACCCACGAAACCGAAUGAAUCUAAAUGGGACCGAACCCGACCCGACUCAGCUUGGCCCCACUCAUGCUUAAGUCUCUGUUGCCUUCACGUGAUGCUCAGCUUCGUUGCAGUUGCACCCCAUCCGCCGGAGAAUAGAACGCCCGGCCACCUAAGCCUUGUCUCUUUGUCUCCACUCUCUCAUGUUUCGCCACUUGGACUUUU